AAGGAGGCCGUCCUUCUCAUCGCAAAGACAAAGACUCUCUUCCGUCCUCAUUUAUUACUUAACCGCUUGAAUACUUAAAACUUAGUUUCUCUUUGGUCGUGUUGGGUUCAUGAGAAUGGGUCUCUCACCUUAUUACCCUACCAUCAUGGCUCUCCUCCUUGCGUUACCUACGUGCUCUCUCUCUCAAGACGCCUCGGCCUCCGCCUCCGCCUCCGCCUUUGUGUGCUCUAGGGCCACCUUCUACGGGAGCCCAGACUGCCUUGGAACCCCAAGUGGAGCUUGUGGGUUUGGAGAAUUCGGUCGAAGAAUUAAUGGAGGCGAUGUUGGGGGGGUUGCUAAGCUCUACAAGAAUGGCACUGGUUGUGGAGCUUGCUACCAGGUGAGGUGCACCCAACCCCAAGUUUGCAACCCCUAUGGUUUGACAAUUGUGGUGACGGACUACGGUGAGGGUGACCACACAGAUUUCAUCCUCAGCACAAGUGCCUACUCCAAGUUGGCACUUCCUAACAUGGCCCUUGAGCUCAUGGCUUAUGGUGUAGUAGAUAUCGAAUACAGGAGGGUGUCAUGCCAGUACCCAGGCUACAACAUGAUGUUCAAGGUCCAUGAGAACAGCCGAUACCCGGACUCCUUGGCCCUUGUCAUUUGGUACCAAGCCGGCCAAUACGACAUCACUGCUGUCGAAUUGUGGCAGGAGGAUUGCAAGGAAUGGAGGGGAAUGAGGAGGGCGUAUGGGGCAGUGUGGGACAUGCCCAACCCACCAAACGCAGGGGCUGGCCUUAACCUUCGGUUCAGAGUCUCCGGUGGCGUCGAGGGAGAGAAAUGGGUCGUCCUGCCCAAUGCCAUUCCUACCAAUUGGAAGGCAGGAGCCGUCUAUGACUCCACCAUACAGCUUUCUUAAGCUACUAUCUAUCUCUAGGCAGUUCUAUUAGAACCUCUCUCUCUCUAGGAAGGGGUCUCCAUCACUCCUCACUUUACUCUUAGAAUCUCUCUCUACAACUCUAGAAUACAUUCCAGGGGCCCUAUAGGCUUGGCAUGGCUUUGCUCUCAUGCACUAUAUGUUAGUGUGUGUAAUAUUUGUUGCCUUUCUUUAAUUUGUUGCGAUGUCAUGUUCUUUAUGUAACCUUAACAUCAUGUAUCAUCAGUAGUGCGCAAUAAGGCCACAGGCCACCGUUUAGGAGUGUAAACUGCAUCUGUUGAGACUGUAAACAGUAUUUGUCAAGAUACUAGAAAUAAAUAAUUUGAGAUUGCUUUAAUAGUAA
This is a messenger RNA of Amborella trichopoda, 1259 nucleotides long. It is a transcript of the gene EXLB1, whose product is annotated as expansin-like B1. NCBI's taxonomy places the organism in Eukaryota, Viridiplantae, Streptophyta, Magnoliopsida, Amborellales, Amborellaceae. The record is from RefSeq and is a predicted model, not a curated record. Gene Ontology annotation, cellular component: extracellular region.